Molecule: messenger RNA, 1145 nt
Organism: Homarus americanus (American lobster)
Lineage: Eukaryota; Metazoa; Arthropoda; Malacostraca; Decapoda; Nephropidae
Product: guided entry of tail-anchored proteins factor 1-like
Exons: 4
Coding region: 74-577 (167 amino acids)
Biological process (GO): tail-anchored membrane protein insertion into ER membrane
Source: RefSeq, a predicted model, not a curated record
UUUCCUUGAGAUAAAUGUACAAUAUACAUCAGGUGCCUUCAAGAAAGCCGAGACUCUCCACUGCCUCAGCCAGAUGCUACGUGCAAUUGGAGGAGAAGGGUCAGGAGAACGCCAAAUGCGUCAGGAAGUUGGGAAAUUGAAACAACAGUUACAGGGCAUCAGCAUGGUUGACCAGUUUGCUACAUAUGCUAGAGUUCAACGCAAGAUUAAUACACAAAACCAGCAGUAUAAAGAGAAGGUGAUGGAACGUUCUGUAGGAGAACAGCGAGUGCGUCUGGUUCUGGGAGGACUACUACGGGCUGUGGUGGGACUCUUGUGUAUUUGGUUGAUUUGGGAGCACCAGUCCGAUCCAGUCAUUUCACUCUCGCCUGACCUUGUAUGGCCUCUUGGACCACUGCUGUCUUUUCCUGGGUGCCAGUUAGGACAGAUAAGUGUGAUGGUGUGGUUAAGUGUAGUACGGAUAGUGUGCAGUCGAAUAACCAGCUCAGUGACAUCUAGUGCCCCAAAACCUGCUCCACAGUUGGUUACCCCGGUCUUCACUCAGUCAGCCACUCCAGUUGCUCCACCAUUAGAUUGAAACAGUUUGUCAUGGUAUUGCAAGGUGAAGCUGGUUAGUGUUUUUCAAACUGUGCUGUGUAAACCCUAAUAAAACAUUAUACUUUUUUUCAUAUAGCAUACAAUAAAUUCAUGUGAAUUUAUAUUUUAUUGAGCAAUGAAUAAAUCUUCAACCUUUCUCCAAAAAAAUUAUAUAUGGUGUGUAUUCUAUUCAUUCUGGUCUCACUAUGACGGAUAUGUUAUCUUUUUAUCAAUAAAUACAGUAUAUAAAAAGCUUCCACCGAUUUUUACUGCAAGACGAUUUAUUUCAAACUCAAGUGUUUGUUUGGUGGUUCGCCUUCCAAGCUAAUACAGUAUGUACACUUGGCUAUGGUAGUGAUUCUUCUGUGUUAAAUUCAUGUUUAGUUAACAGAAUUUGCUAAUGUUAUUAUGCUUCAGUUUCUCUGUACAGUACAGUAUUAAUAGAAGUGUGCAACUGUAUAGUGACUAACUCCAGCCUGUAUAUACUGUACAAUGCAGUUUCAGUUAAAUUGCCACCAGUGCAUGUACUGUAUUUCAUUUGUAUAUUAAAAUUUUUUACCUUUGGGUUA